AUGGUGCGUCCUACACAAGAACCAGUAGCAUUUGAACAGCAACAGCAGCAGCAGCAGCAGCAGCAGCAGCAGCAGACGCCGCAGCGGACAUCAGAGGCGUCCGAUAGCGACGGUGUCGUCGACGAGAAGCACAAUGCACUGCUACCGCCCACCGCAGCAGCAACCCAGAAGAAGAGGAAAAAUGGCGGGGGACUGGAUCUCGACCAGGCCGACAAGGCGUCGCUGUCGAACCGGCUCAAAACGUUCCGCAAGUCGUUCAAAUACCUGUACAAUUUGACGCCGCAGCAGGUCGACGACUUCAUGGCUUCGUACGUAAUCUACAACCUGGACUGGGCCGACGAGGCCCAGAUGGUGGCCGAGCUGGGCCCAAACUACCGCGAGAAGGUCGGCGAGUGCCUCAAGUCCUACUACAGCAUCAUGAACCACCUGUGCGCGCUGGGCGACGUCGAGAAGAUGUACAUUCCGCCCUUCAUGGACAAGAACGCCUCCGUCAUCGAGAAUCAGCUGCUGUACGAGAAGGCCAUUGCCCGCGAGAUUGGCCUCGACACGCUCGGCCUCCGCGUGCUCGACAUUGGCUGCGGUCGCGGCCGCGUCGCCGCUCACAUGGCCACGGCGACGGGUGCUCUGGUCACGGGUCUCAACAUCGACCCCAACCAGGUUGCGCAGGCGCGCGAGUUCAGCGUCGAGCGCAGCCUGCGCAACGAGUUCAUAGUGCGCGACUUUAACGACCUGCCACUGCCCUUUGCGGACGCCUCAUUCGACGCCUUCUACCAGAUCCAGGCGCUGUCGCUGUGCAAGGACCUAGGCGGGCUGUUUCGCGAGAUCCACCGUGUCGUGCGCCCCGGUGCCAAGAUCUCGCUGCUCGACUGGGCAAGUCUGCCCGCCUACGACGCGAGCAACCCCGAGCACGUGGCGCUGAUGCGGCGCGUCAAGCCGCUCAUCGGGGCCGUCGGCACGCCGACGCCGCGCAGCCUCGAGAAGGCGCUUGAAGACGCCGGCUUCGUUGUGUUGCGAUCUGAGAACGCCAGCCAAGGCGACCUGCAGACGCCCCUCAUCGAGCGCGUCGACGUCUAUUUCCGCGCCAUGCGCCAGAUCAUCCUCGGCCUCGUCAAGCUGCGCUGUCUGCCCGCGCACUUCAAGACGCUGAUAAAUCGCCUGUGUCUUGAUGGCGAGGCGUUCGUCAAGAUGGACACGAUGCGGCUGAUCACGACGAGCUACUGGAUUGUGGCCGAGAAGCCGCAAUGA
Lasiosphaeria miniovina is the source of this 1245-nucleotide messenger RNA. Its product is annotated as S-adenosyl-L-methionine-dependent methyltransferase. The transcript has a single exon. Gene Ontology annotation, molecular function: sterol 24-C-methyltransferase activity. Gene Ontology annotation, cellular component: endoplasmic reticulum. Gene Ontology annotation, biological process: ergosterol biosynthetic process. Bases 1 to 1245 code for a protein of 414 amino acids. The record is from RefSeq and is a predicted model, not a curated record. Lineage: Eukaryota; Fungi; Ascomycota; Sordariomycetes; Sordariales; Lasiosphaeriaceae.